CUCUACUGCCUUAAUCAUGACUCUCAUCUCGCGCUUUCUUACCUUGCACAGUUUCACUUCUAACAAAACCCUCGGCACUAACAUAACAAAACCCUGACCAGCUCUUACACGCAGCUCAAACACAACACAACCCAGUCCUCAAAUGAAACAGCUCAACCCCAGGUAACUCAUCUUUGUCUGCUCGUUCAAUUUUUACUGAUAGCCUUUUGCUUACUGGGCAUUCCUUUAUUCAAGUUUAUAAUUUAUUUCAAGGUUUAUGCAUCUGGAUAUGUUAAUCCGUUGCUGGAUUUAUUGGAUUUGUCGAGAGCUUCUUUUAGAUUACUAAAAAAUAAUGGGUGUAGCAGACUUUAACAAUGAACGCUAUUGCUUUAUUUGGUGCAAGAAUGGCUCAUAAAUUUUCAUACAUAUCAUUAGUCUCACGGAAAUUAUGUGAUUGGAGUUUUGAUGGAUAUAAAAGUGAUGAUAAUGGGUUUCAACAUAUUGAGGAACCCAUAAAGAAACUAUAUAAAAUUUCAGGUGCUGACUCUUUUGAUUAUGAAUACGGCGAUGAGGACCCUUAUUCUAAGGGGAGUUGGUUUUUUGAGAAUGUGAAGUUUGAUGCUGCAAGAGUACUUGACGUUUUACGGCAGGAUGGUCCCGGCUUUGACGCAAAAGCUGGUCUGUGUGAGUUGCAUUUGAGGGUCUCGGGACUGCUUGUAAAGGAAGUCCUUAAGAGAAUUUUGAGAAAUAUAAAUGACGACAAUAAAAUGCGAUGUGCAAAAUUAGGGUAUAAGUUUUUUGUAUGGUCUAGUCAGCAGGAAAACUAUAGGCACACAGUAAAUAUUUAUCAUUUGAUUAUGAAGAUUUUUGCAGAUUGUGAGGAGUUUAAGGCAAUGUGGAGAUUACUUGAUGAAAUGGUUGAGAAUGGAUUUCCAACUACAGCACGGACAUUUAACAUAUUGAUAUGUACUUGUUGUGGGGCAGGUUUGGGUAGGAGAGUUGUGGAGAGGUUCAUUAAAUCAAAGGCAUUCAAUUAUAGGCCGUUUAAACACUCUUACAAUGCUAUCCUACAUUCACUUCUUGCAGUUGGCGAGUACAAAUUAAUUGAGUGGGUUCAUCAGCAAAUGCUGAUUGAGCAUCAUUAUCCGGAUACUUUAACUUUUAACAUUCUUAUGUGUGCAAAAUAUAGAUUGAACAAGUUACAUGAUGUUCAUAGAUUGCUUGAUGAAAUGGCUAGGAGCGGAUUGUCCCCAGAUCUCUACACCUAUAACAUCCUUCUCCAUGUUCUCGGUAAAGGAAAUAAGCCUCUUCCCGCACUUAAACUAUUGAGUCAUAUGAAGGAAGUGAGUGUAAAUCCUAGCAAUCUUCACUUCACCACAUUGAUUGAUGGAUUGAGUCAUGCUGGAAAUUUAGAUGCCUGCAAAUAUUUUUUUGAUGAAAUGAUAAAAUCUGGAUACCUGCCAGAUGUUGUUUGUUAUACUGUAAUGAUCACGGGAUAUGUAGUAGCAGGGGAGUUUGAAAAGGCUCAGGAAUUGUUCAAUGAGAUGAUAGAGAGGGGGCAGUUGCCAAAUGUAUAUACCUACAAUUCAAUGAUUCGAGGGUUGUGUAUGGCUCAGAGGUUUGAGGAGGCUCGCUCCAUGCUAAAGGAAAUGGAAUCUAGAGGAUGUAAUCCCAAUUUUCGUGUAUACAAGACAUUAGUGAGAAAUUUGCGGAAUGCUGGAAAGCUUUCAGAAGCUCAUGGAGUAAUAAAAGAGAUGACGAAGAAAGGGCAUUACGUCCAUCGUCUCAAAGUUCAAGGGAUAUAGGAGACGCUGAAGUGAUAUAUUGCAUACAUGGAGCCUUUGUCGAUGUAACUUACUGGGAUGCUACCUGUUCAGCUCAGGUUGAUUUUGAAGUCUGAACAACAUUUGAAGGAAUUGUAAUGAAGAUGUUCAACUUUUGCAGAAUUGGAUAGGCUGAUAAAUUUAUCUUGGUCAUCAAAGCUAAGGUAGAUGCUAAUUGGAUUACCAUUUCUUUUUCAAAAUUUUCCAUGAAACUUUUCCGAGGUGCAAUUCUUCAUGCAUAUACGAGUCUUAUGCAAGUUCAGUGCUAGGGAACAUGAGGCCUAAUUCCAAACUUUACUCGACUGUGAGCAUUGCUGAUGGGCUGAGGAAAUCUGCAAAUUCUAUUCUUAAAUGUAGAUAUUAGACGCAAUGCAAGUGGCGUUGUUGUACCAUCAUUUUACCAAUUAAACACUAGAGAUGCCGAAGGGGAUAGUUUUAUAUUUGCUUCAUUCAUGUUGGCUCAAGGUAUGCGUUCUUCCCUUUGUCAAGACAACAUAAAUUGUUAUCACUUUAAAUCCCCACAAAGCCAUAAGUAUCUCGUUACUCUGUAAGUUUAUGCGUUAUGUUCCUAUCAGAAGUAGCAAAAUAAAAACAUAAUCUUGUACUGAAUUAGAAAGAGGUAUAGGAAUGUUGGGAAUGUAGGUUCUGUUUUAUGUACUCUUAUUUAAUAAUGUAGUGAAAGGAUCAAAUGGUCAA
Molecule: messenger RNA, 2498 nt
Organism: Mercurialis annua (annual mercury)
Lineage: Eukaryota; Viridiplantae; Streptophyta; Magnoliopsida; Malpighiales; Euphorbiaceae
Product: pentatricopeptide repeat-containing protein At3g60050-like
Exons: 3
Coding region: 354-1784 (476 amino acids)
Molecular function (GO): protein binding
Source: RefSeq, a predicted model, not a curated record